AUGAUCAUCAUCCGCGGAUGGGUGAUAACUCACGGCCAGCGGCCGGCUGGUGCUGGGUGUGCGGGGAGCUCGGUAUCAGAGGCGAAAGGAGACAGCGCAAGCCCACCUGUUAGGGAGCUCGGAGUUAAGGAGCACUUUCGUAUCGUUUCACUGCACAACCGGCUGAGAAGCCGAGUCACCCCAACGGCAGCAAACAUGCAGAAAAUGGAGUGGAGCGAGAAGCUGGCAGUCUUAGCGCAGGACAGGGCUGCCUCCUGCCCCGAGGACUCCGCCCUGGAGGGGGAACACUCUGACCACAUGGGCUGGAAUAUCCAUGACUCCGCCUCCGGCUCCACCUCCUUUUCUGAUGUCAUUGGCCUCUGGUUCCAGGAGGGACAGGACUACAACUACCUGAGUGGCCAAUGUGGAGUGAACAGAACGUGUCACCACUACACACAGAUGGUGUGGGCCACCUCCAGCCGAGUGGGGUGUGCGCAGGAUGUCUGUCAGAGAGCUGGGCUACAGAGAGAGCUGUUCGUUUGUGCCUAUUCACCUGGGGGGAACUGGAAAGUGAAUGGCAGGCUGGUGGUGCCCUACAAGACGGGGGCGUACUGCACCCUCUGCACAUCUGCCAUGUCCGGCUGCUUCCGGCUGUGGAGCCACGUGGGCGGAUUGUGCGAGACCCCCCGGAACCCUUGCCGGAUGAGCUGCGGGCUGCACGGGCGCCUGAACGUCUCCACCUGCCAGUGCCAGUGUGCUCCCGGCUUCACCGGCCGCUUCUGCCAGGAGAAGCUGCAGUUCCCGUUCCACAGCUGUGACGUGCGCAUCGACGGCGAGUGUUUCAUGGUGUCUCCAGAGGCUGAUACCUACUAUGGAGCCAAACUCAGGUGUCAGGAAAAAGGAGGGAUCCUGGCUCACAUUCACAACCAGAAGGUUCAGGACAUCUUGGCCUUCUAUCUCAGCCAGCUGGAGACCACCAAUGAGGUCACAGACCCUGACUUUGAAACCCGGAACUUCUGGAUAGGCCUGACCUAUAAAAUGUCCAAGGACUCCUUUCGCUGGGACAGCGGAGAGACCCCUGGCUUCACCAGCUUUGCUUUUGGGCAGCCAGACAACCAGGGCUUCGGGAACUGUGUGGAGCUUCAGGCAGCCAGUGCCUUCAACUGGAAUGACCAGCGCUGUAAAACUCGUAACAGAUAUAUCUGCCAGUUCGCUCCAGAGCACAUAGCCCUCUGGGAGGUUGGCCAGUGAGGGGCUGCAGCCUGCGGAUGAAGAUCUGAGUCCCUAGGGGGCGAUAUGGAGACACACCCUGCUGACCCACCACCUGGCACACUGAGGGCAGUACCUGCAGUUCUCUGCCACGGUGCCUGAGCCACCCUGCAAUCAUCUAAUACGUGUUCUUGUAGUGUUCCUUGUAGAGCCAAGGCCCUCUGCCACAGUAACAUGGCUGAGGGCAGCUGCUGGUGUGCUGUUUGUAUUGUCUUGUGUGAACAGUGCUUCAUGUUUACCCUGUUCCCGUGGCUGUCACUCAGAGCACAGAGUGCGUACAGAAGCAAGACAGCGGGCACAUUCACCUGCCCGUCGGCUCUCUCUUCUCCAGGGCGCUUAGCCUGAUAGUGAUCACUGGCACUCUCUGCCACACGAUCACCCUUCUCUCGGGCAGGCGUCGUCAAACUAGCCAAACCCACACAAAACCACCACCCUGGCCUUCCCUGCACAGUGCCUCUGCAUCUUGCUGACGUUUCCAGGUCUCCAAGAGGCUCACAUUCAGUAGUCAGCUCGAAACCACUCUUUUCAUGCAGCCAGAUACCCACAUGGCUGUGGUGUGGCUGCACCUAUCCAGAGGUGCUGACCUGAGCUGCCUCACUUGUAUUUGAGGGACGGAAGGCACAGUAAACCUCGGGAACCACACUGCUGGGCUAUGGGCUGUGAUGGACAGGAAGUUUCUCACUGCGGCAGCAACUCGGUUUUCCAUCUCCGACACACUUUCCCUCCAAGUGAAACUGAGCCCCUGUGCCUUUGAAACCGAAGACCCCCCAGUAGACAUCUCCUUCCUAGACAAACAGGGGUGUUAGAAUGUGCAUUUGUUUGUAUUUGUCGAUUUUUUCUAUGCUCAAUGUUCUGAUUGUUAUUGUGUAUAAGACAAGUAAUAAGAUACAAAAUAUUAAUUUCGUUCACAAGCAACAGACAGUCCAGAAAGUGCUGUGGUGUAAUGAAUCUGUGAUGUACUGCCAAAAAUAGUCGUUGUUAAAAGUUGCCAAGUGGGCCUGAAAGGCGAGAGAAAUAGUAAUCUUGAGAGACGGAUAUCAGGGGUUCACUGGGAUUUAGUAUUUAAUAUUUGUAUUUUUUAAUGCCCCACCCAGGAAAUGGUUGUGUUUAAUGACCACUGUUGUAUUAUAUCUUCUGUAGAUGUUGUUAAAUAAAUCUAAUUCCAUAUAU
Messenger RNA from Lepisosteus oculatus (spotted gar), 2418 nucleotides. Lineage: Eukaryota; Metazoa; Chordata; Actinopteri; Semionotiformes; Lepisosteidae. The record is from RefSeq and is a predicted model, not a curated record.